Messenger RNA from Coccomyxa subellipsoidea C-169, 2065 nucleotides. Its product is annotated as Nop-domain-containing protein. Bases 64 to 1728 code for a protein of 554 amino acids. The record is from RefSeq and is a predicted model, not a curated record. Gene Ontology annotation, cellular component: box C/D methylation guide snoRNP complex; small-subunit processome. Lineage: Eukaryota; Viridiplantae; Chlorophyta; Trebouxiophyceae; Coccomyxaceae. Gene Ontology annotation, molecular function: snoRNA binding. The transcript has 13 exons.
AAAAUACUCUCAUCGUUCUGGGUUUAUCAAGUUCCACACCUUUCGGGAACAAGUUUGAUCAAGAUGUUGCUCCUAUUCGAAACGGCAGCAGGUUUCGCGCUCUUCAAAGUACUGCAGGAAAACAAGAUACAGGAGACAGAGGACUUAUGGCAGGAUUUUCAAACUCUGGACGCAGCACAGAAGGUUGUGAAAUUGAAGGCUUUUAGUAAGUUUGAAAGCACCAUCGAUGCCCUGGCAGCAGCAACUGCUCUGGGAGACAGCAAGCUGAGCAAAGAUCUGAAGAAGUUCUUGAAGAAGAAUGCGGAUGGGAAGACACUCGGAGUGGCAGAUGCCAAGCUGGGCAGCAUCAUCAAGGAGAAGCUUGGCAUCCCCUGCAUCUACAGCAAUGGGGUGCAAGAGCUGACCAGAGGCGUGCGCAGUCAGAUUGAGGGCCUCAUCAGUGGUCUUGCUGGCGGCCAGGACUUGACUCCCAUGUCUCUGGGUCUCAGUCACAGCCUGUCACGGUACAAGCUGAAGUUCAGCCCAGACAAGGUUGACACCAUGAUUGUGCAAGCCAUCGGGCUGCUGGAUGACCUGGACAAGGAGCUGAACACAUAUGCGAUGCGGGUGCGCGAGUGGUACGGCUGGCAUUUUCCAGAGAUGACCAAGAUCGUCACAGACAACAUUGUCUACGCCAAAGUGAUCAAGCUGAUGGGCACACGCGAGAACGCAGUGGACAAGGACUUCUCGGGCAUCCCACUGGAGGAAGAAGUGGAAGAGGAGCUGAAGGAGACAGCAGUCAUCUCCAUGGGCACAGAGAUCAGCCCUGUUGACCUGCUCAACAUCAUCUCCCUCUGCGACCAGGUGAUUGCACUGGCAGAGUACAGGGCGCAGCUGUACGAGUACCUGAAGAGCCGGAUGAUGGCCAUCGCCCCCAACCUGACAGUACUGGUGGGAGAGCUCGUCGGCGCGCGCCUCAUUGCUCACGCUGGCUCUUUGAUCAACCUGGCCAAGGCGCCUGCCAGCACAGUGCAGAUCCUGGGCGCGGAGAAGGCCCUCUUCAGAGCGCUCAAGACAAAGCACGAGACGCCAAAGUAUGGGCUCAUCUUCCACGCCAGCUUGAUAGGGCAGGCGGCGCCCAAGCACAAGGGCAAGAUCAGUCGCGUGCUGGCCGCAAAGUGCGCCCUCUCCAUUCGCGUGGACGCGUUAGGAGACGUCGCAGAUGCACACGUGGGUCUGGAGAGCAGAGCAAAGGUGGAGGCGCGGCUGCGCCAGCUGGAGGGCAAGAUGCUGGCAUCGGACAGCGCAAAGCCGCGCGCCGACAAGGGCAGCAUCCCCAAGUACGACGCGGCGCGGCAGGGGGAUGCCGGCCCAGCGCUCAUCACCGCGGCCAAGGCAUACAACCCGGACGCUGACGUCACCGCUGACGCCGGCAAGGAGGAGAAGAAGCGGAAGAAGAAGAAGGCGGCUGCCGCAGAGGCAGAGGCAGCCACGGCAGAGCCCAAUGGGGUUGCAGAGGCCGGUCCCUCAGAGGCAGCCCCUGCAGCAAUCAACGGCGGGGAGGAGACAGGCGAGAAGAAGAAGAAAAAGAAGAAGAGGAGCGCUGAGGAGGCAGCUCCGCCAGAUGCUGCAGAGACAGCAGAGCCUGUGAAGAAGAAGAAAAAGAAGGAUGCUGCAGCAGUCAACGGUGAUGCAGCGCCCAGCACUGAGAAAAAGAAGAAGAAGAAGGCAAAGGUGGAGAGCACCUGAGUGUUGCUGAGGACCCUCCUCAGUGUGACCUGCAACGCAAUUGACUGGUUGCCAGACUGCAUGCAGUUGUGUGUGGUUUUGCUAAGAGCAAUUUUACAAAGAUCCAUGGAGAAUGCAUCUGAGCUCUCAACUCGAGUCGGGGUCUGGAGAAAAGAUCAUGUUUGUUCUACAGACAAUUUUCUUGCGAUCAAGACACGAGACUGUCUCACAAGAACCAGCUCAUUUGCUUCACUGUGGUGAGUGAGUUGUGUGAAGCCAAUGUUAUGUCAUUGCAAGUACUAGGUGAAUGCAAGUACUAGUUGAUUUCAGAGUCUAUGUAAAUAGCUGAAGACUUGAC